This is a messenger RNA of Exophiala bonariae, 516 nucleotides long. RefSeq lists its product as uncharacterized. The record is from RefSeq and is a predicted model, not a curated record. The transcript is spliced from 2 exons. Lineage: Eukaryota; Fungi; Ascomycota; Eurotiomycetes; Chaetothyriales; Herpotrichiellaceae. Gene Ontology annotation, cellular component: membrane. Bases 1 to 516 code for a protein of 171 amino acids.
AUGUCAUCAAGCACCUCCCUUUCUCUGGGCAUGGGGCCCCUAGGACUCUUCAGCGCGAGCCCAACACACCGGUUCGCGGCGCCCGCUGCCUUCCUCGGUUGGGGCUGGCUGUACGCGUAUUGCGUGCUGGCCAGCCGCACAUGGAAGCAGUGGUACGGCAUCGACCACAACGGCAGCCCGCGCCAGGACCUGACCAAAUACGCCGACGUCGCCGUCCGCGAGGGCAAGAUAACCAGAGCCCAGGUCGACCAGCUCCGGCGUGUCGAGGCCGCCAGCGCCAAUGCUACCGAGGGGUAUACCCUUUUUGUCGCUUCCGUGCUGUUCGCUCUUGUUACUGACGUCCCGCGGUCGUCGCUGAUCAAUGCUUGCACCACAUAUACGGUCGCUAGGUUGGUGUAUGGGGCGGUCUAUGUCUUCGUUGAGGAUGACUUUUGGAGCCAAGCCCGCGGCAUCUCAUGGUGGACGGGCAAUAUCAGUUGCUUGUUCUUGCUCUGGAAAGGCGCUCAGUCGGUCUGA